This is a messenger RNA of Zymoseptoria tritici IPO323, 2271 nucleotides long. RefSeq lists its product as uncharacterized. Gene Ontology annotation, molecular function: metalloendopeptidase activity. Lineage: Eukaryota; Fungi; Ascomycota; Dothideomycetes; Mycosphaerellales; Mycosphaerellaceae. The coding region runs from base 1 to 2271 and encodes 756 amino acids. The record is from RefSeq and is a predicted model, not a curated record. Gene Ontology annotation, biological process: peptide metabolic process; proteolysis. The transcript has 11 exons.
AUGUCCGACACGCAAGGAAUGACUUCACUGCUCAUCGAGGCAGAUUUUGCUGGCGCACAAGUCUAUGUGUCUCACUCUCUGGCUCAAAAAGGUACUCACAUGGUGUCUAUGCGGUCAGCAUCAGUUCGUGCUAUGCUCGUGGUUCUCAUCUUCGCGUUGGCCCAGCUGGGAUCCUCUGCCAAAACACCUGCUUCGCGCAACCAUGGCUCGUUCUUCAAGCCUAGGGAUCUACCCGCAUCGCCGCGCCUGAACAUUGCCCGGGACGCUGGUACUCUGCCGUCUGGAAUUCGAAUGCCGCCGCAGCUACCUUUCACUUUCAACGACACGGUCGAGUCUAUUCAAGACAAGGCGAGGGCUUACAUUGCGCUCCAAGACACAGCCCUCCAAAAAAUCCUGGACUCUGACAUCUACAAGGAAGUGGAGAAAGUCCAUGUCGAUACGUUCGCUGCAUUCACGAGCACCUUUCUCAACGAAAGCUACUUCAAGCUGGUCGACCACGUAUUCCAGACGAACGAGAACGGCACGGACCUUGACUCAGAGGAUCAAACCCUCCUGUCGCUCUUCCGAAAUGGUUUCGUCUCCCAGGGGUUGGUGCUCCCAGCCGGCGCUCAACGCGACGAAUACAACGCAAAACUAGCACGCAUCGAUGAGCUCACAGACAAAUACAUGGCUGGUCUCAAAGAUCCUAGUUUCGUGUACUUCACGGCCGAAGAGCUCGACGGGGUGUCUACACAGCUACUGCAGACCUUCGAAAAGGGCACCGGCAACGAAACCGGAAAGCUGGGCUUCGACGCUGGUGUUGUUUCGACUUUCACCGAGGUUGCAACCACAGCCAAGAACGAGACGACGAGAUUCGUUGCCUUCCUGGCGUAUGCACACCGAGCGCCAGAGAACAUCGGUUUCUUGAAAGAGCAGAUUGAACUGCGUCUCGAAGUUGCUCAGCUCCUCAAUUACACUACAUGGGCGGACUAUGCCAUCUCGAGUGGAGUUGCCAGAUCGAGAGACACCGUGCUGGAUUUCAUUGCAGACGUCGGCCCAAAAGUUAGAUCGAAAGUCGAGGAAGAGCUCGCAGCUCUUAACGAGAUCAAGUCAAAGGAUGCCGUUGUCAGUCCGGUCGGCGACGCAGAUGUGGUCUACCGUUGGGACAAGGAAUAUUACGGCGAAAUUGAACGCCGCACCAAAUACGACGUCGACGCAGAGAAGACGGCGGCAUACUUUCCGGUCAACUUCACCGUCCCUGCGAUCCUCGACUUCUACGGGAAAAUCUACGGGAUCUACUUUGACCGCAUCCAAGGACAGGACGCCGAUGCGUUGUCACCUACGGGCAAGGGCAGCGACUUGGUGUGGCAUCCAGAUGUGUGGAUGUAUGCCGUUUGGGACAACGACGCUUAUCGAGAUGCCUACAAGGUUAACGGUUACAUAGGCCCGGACGGCUGCGAGGUACUUCCCUCGGUGAUGGCGCUCCUCGAAUUUGAGAAAAGCGAUAACGAGGAUGUCAAACCAAGUCUCAUACCAUACGCCGAUCUUCCCGGACUCAUGCACGAACUCGGCCACUGCAUCGACUUCGUGGAGGUAAGGAGGUUGUACAAGAUGAGAAGAUGUGAGAAGAGUCUGACAAUCAACCAGUUCCCCUCGCAGUUCAUGGAGAACUUUUCGCGUGUGCCAGAAGCUCUGAAACUCAUCACCAAACACUGGUCGUCGUACUCUCCUCAAGCCGCGGAGGCAUGGAGAAAGGAGCAAGGCUCGAACGCAACUGAUGCACCACUUCCGCCGGCGACCAUGCCGGACGAUCUCAUCGCUCAGGUGAUCAAAUCCACGGAAAACGCGCGAGCGAUCAGACAAAUCGGAUUGCUUACUCUUGCUCAAAUCGACCAAGACCUCUACGGGUUCAAGACCGUCUCCGACGCCGAAGGCGUGGACCCGGCUGGCCUGUUCAAUACCGUAUACCGCAACUUUAGCGGUAUUCCCGACCCGACUGAUAUCGGAGGUGGUAUUCACUGGGGCAACUUUGUGGGCCAAAUUGACCAGUUUUCGCGGGACCUCUAUGCCGGUACACUCUACUCCUAUGCAUGGUGCUUUGUCUAUGCAGAGGAUUUGUUCUACAGUUUCUUCGUCGACGAUCCGUUCAAUGCCGAGGUGGGAAUGCGCUACCGGACUGAGGUGCUGCAGCCGGGCGCAUCGACGGAUCAGCUCACGUUGUUGACGAACUUCCUGGGCCGGGCAGUGAGCAAAGAUGGGUACUACAAGUACUUGGGCGUGUCGACGACUUGA